CAGUUUGCUACCGCUGUGCUGUGGGAUUGGCUGCCUCACCUGCUACUCACACACUGUAUUGCAUCAUCCAUAUCGGCACGCGCUGCUCAUUGGUCCAACUGGUGGAGUUCCCCAAUGUUGAGAGAGAUUUCGCAAUACUUAGGGUUCCAGUACCAAACAAACAACAGACACGGGCAUUUAAAGAAAAUACAAUUGUUUCAGCUUUGAUUUAAAUUGAAUUCAGUUGACUAAUUUAUCAGCAGGUAUAACACAAUAUCUAUAUGUUGAAAGGAAGCAUUGCCAAAAGGUUCAUAGAUUCAUCAACAAAUAUAUUUAGCAUCUUCGGUCCUUCCAAAAUAAAGUUAGUAAGAUAACAAGAAGGUGGUGGAAGCAGACAUUUAGCCCAAAUGAGCAAGCCGUCACAGCAGAAAACUACUAAAGACCAAAACGGAGUGAGCGUCAUCCAGACCCAGGCUCAUACAAGUGGUUUACAGCAAGUCCCCCAGCUGGUGCCGGUCAGUCCUGGUGGAGGUGGCAAAGCCAUGGCCCCCAGCAAGUCGAAAAAGUCUGCGGAUAAAGAAAGCGAUGAAUACCGCCAGCGUCGGGAGCGCAACAACCUUGCAGUGAAGAAGAGCCGCAUGAGAAGCAAGCAGAAAGCUCAGGAUACCCAAGAGAGGGUAAAUGAACUGAAGGAAGAAAACGAGCGUUUGGAAUCUAAGAUUAAGCUCCUCGGCAAAGAGCUGAGUGUCCUGAAGGAUUUGUUUCUCGAGCAUGCUCACAACCUUGCAGAUAACGUACAGCCGCAAAGCAACGAUGGCUCCACGACGGGGCAGAACAACAAAAACAACAACACUGGACAGUAGUCAAUAAGAAAAUUCACAGUAUUCAUUAGUCUUUUGAGAAUAUUUUCUAUAAUUUUAGGUUUUAAGAUAUCUUUACGUGGAUUUGGCUAAAGGGAUUUGUUAUUUUUGUUAUGUUUUUCUACUAAAUCGUGCCUCAGUCGAUUGACCAGCUGUGUGUUUAAGCUACUGUAUAUAAUAAUUUCUGACUUUCCCAAUUACCCAGUAAUGUAUAUGAAAAUGUCUGUAGUGUAUACUUGCAUUUAUAAACAUAAUAUGCAUAAACUACUUGCUGUUUU
Messenger RNA from Acipenser ruthenus (sterlet), 1117 nucleotides. Its product is annotated as CCAAT/enhancer-binding protein gamma-like. The coding region runs from base 387 to 842 and encodes 151 amino acids. Gene Ontology annotation, molecular function: DNA-binding transcription factor activity, RNA polymerase II-specific; RNA polymerase II cis-regulatory region sequence-specific DNA binding. Gene Ontology annotation, biological process: regulation of transcription by RNA polymerase II; DNA-templated transcription. The transcript has 2 exons. NCBI's taxonomy places the organism in Eukaryota, Metazoa, Chordata, Actinopteri, Acipenseriformes, Acipenseridae. The record is from RefSeq and is a predicted model, not a curated record.